Messenger RNA from Pygocentrus nattereri (red-bellied piranha), 2225 nucleotides. It is a transcript of the gene brms1la, whose product is annotated as BRMS1 like transcriptional repressor a. Gene Ontology annotation, molecular function: histone deacetylase binding. The record is from RefSeq and is a predicted model, not a curated record. The coding region runs from base 328 to 1302 and encodes 324 amino acids. Gene Ontology annotation, cellular component: Sin3-type complex. Gene Ontology annotation, biological process: negative regulation of transcription by RNA polymerase II. The transcript is spliced from 10 exons. Lineage: Eukaryota; Metazoa; Chordata; Actinopteri; Characiformes; Serrasalmidae.
GCGCCGGAGCGCGGCAGGCGGACGCUGGCGGAGCGCUGGAGCGGAGCGCCGAGGCAGGAAUGAGCGGGUGAUUCGCUAAAAGCGCGGAGAUUUCUGCUCUUAUCACUCCGGCGGCGCUGCGUGGCGCCUAACUGAGCAUGACGGCCGCCCGGCGCUGGAACCGCGUUUCUCCGGCGGGGAAGCGGCUGGUUUACUGAGCUCUGAACACAAAGAGCCCGCGCGCUUCUGCUCGUGUCCGCCGAGGAGCUCCGAGUAAACAGGAACGCGCGGGGAUCUGAGAGGGGGGAACCCGACAAACGCGUUCUGCGGGCGGGUGAAGGCGCAGAAAUGCCGGUGCACACAAAGGAGAAGAAGGAGAGCAACCACGAAGACAUGGACGUGGACUACCCGGAGCAGGAGGGCAGCAGCUCGGACGAGGAGGACACGGAGAGCUCGUCUGUGUCCGAGGAUGGAGAGAGUUCAGAGAUGGACGAUGAAGACUGCGAGAGGAGGAGGAUGGAGUGCCUGGAUGAGAUGACUAACCUGGAGAAGCAGUUCACGGAUCUGAAAGAUCAGCUGUAUAAGGAGCGAUUAAACCAAGUUGAUGCCAAACUUCAAGAGGUGAUGUCGGGAAAAGCUCCUGAGUAUUUGGAACCUCUUGCAAACCUUCAGGAAAACAUGCAGAUCAGAACUAAAGUCGCUGGCAUCUACAGGGAGCUUUGCUUGGAGUCUGUGAAGCAUAAAUACGACUGUGAAACUCAGGCUGCCUUCCAGCACUGGGAGAGUGAGAAGCUGCUGCUGUUCGAUACGGUCCAGACCGAACUGGAGGAGAAGAUCAGACGUCUGGAGGAAGACCGGCACAGCAUAGACAUCACCUCAGAAUUGUGGAAUGAUGAACUACAGUCAAGAAAAAACAAGAAGAAGGAUCCCUUCAGUCCAGACAAAAAGAAAAAGCCCAUCGUCGUGUCCGGUCCAUAUAUUGUCUACAUGCUGCAGGACCUGGACAUUCUGGAGGACUGGACAGCCAUCAGAAAGGCCAUGGCCACCUUAGGACCUCACCGAGUCAAAACGGACGUUCCUCCUUCCAAGAGUGAGAAACACCAGCACAGCGCUCGCUCGGAGGACGGACGGCUGUUCUACGACGGCGAGUGGUUCGGCCGCGGGCAGAACAUCUGCAUAGACAAGAAGGACGAGUUUCCCACAAGUGCCGUGAUAACCACCAUCAACCACGAUGAGGUCUGGUUCAAGCGCGUGGACGGCAGCAAGUCCAAGCUGUACAUCUCGCAGCUCCAGAAAGGAAAAUACACCAUCAAACACGCCUGAGGGGCUUCAUUACCGCUGCAGGACGAAGGGACGAAGGGACGAAGGGAAGCGCCCACAUUGCCGUUCUCUCAGUGCCCGGCUUCACACUGUGGAUGUGAGAGGGGCUCUGUCUGUCUGUCUGAGAGGGGCUCUGUCUGUCUGUCUGUCUGUUUGUCUGUCUGUCUGUCUGAGAGGGGCUCUGUCUGUCUGUCUGAGAGGAGGGGGGGUAUGUCUGUCUGAGAGGGGCUCUGUCUGUCUGUCUGGAGGGGGGGUCUGUCUGUGAGGGGUUACUGGUGGUGUAAGGGCGUUUACUGGUGGUGUUACUGGUGGAGUAAAGGGCAGAUGCUGUUUCAGGGAGUCGUUUUCCUCCUAUUUUCUACAUUCCUCAUUAUUCCUGUGUGCUGUGAGUGCCCCCCGCUCAGAACGAGCCCGUCGGAACCUCGAAUCUCCGGGUUUAUUGAGUUUCACCUGGUAGAGAAACGCGGCUGUUUACACGGAGUCGGUUUCAGGACGACCGGGCCAACAGAACCGGCUGCGGGGGUAAACCAGGUUGCCAUUCCCAGCGGUUUUGCUCCUCCGCCUGCAGCGGCGUUCACACACGCUGCGGACAUCCGGUCUAAAUAAAAAUAAUGCGUGGCCACGACUUGUUAAGCCGCGAUCUCGUUCCACGCGUUAAUAAGGCCAUAACAUUCCCAUCCUCCAUAACAUUCCCAUCACCACCACUGAACCGCCCUGACUCCACCACCCUGCAUUCACUCUAACUGGGUCGACAGCGCCCCCUUCUGCUCCGCUGUCACUUGGAGGUGCAGUUUGUAGCUUUUCAUUAAGCGCUGGUGUUUUAUAUGGAUCCGGUUUCCUUUCUCUGACCAAGUAACGGGAAUGGGGGGUCUGGGUUUCUGUGCUGAUCACAUGAAUAAAAUGACAUCUGAGGAAAUAACUGAUAA